Molecule: messenger RNA, 2212 nt
Organism: Cariama cristata (Red-legged seriema)
Lineage: Eukaryota; Metazoa; Chordata; Aves; Cariamiformes; Cariamidae
Gene: CRISPLD1
Product: cysteine-rich secretory protein LCCL domain containing 1
Exons: 14
Coding region: 67-1608 (513 amino acids)
Cellular component (GO): extracellular region
Source: RefSeq, a predicted model, not a curated record
GCCAACAGACCUGGAAGAAAGACUUUGCCUUGGAGCUAACUCCUGAGCAUUUUGAGAUCAUUCAUCAUGAAGUAUGUAGUACAGGAAUGGCUCAGAGUAACUACCUUGCUAUUCAUAGCUCAAGCAGUUUCUGCAAUGGUUCUUCCCAAUGCCACGCUCUUAGAGGAACUUUUGGAAAAGUACAUGGAUGAAGAUGGUGAGUGGUGGAUCGCCAAGCAGAGAGGGAAAAGGGCUAUCACAGACAGUGAUAUGCAAAGUAUCUUGGAUCUUCAUAAUAAAUUACGGGGUCAGGUGUAUCCACCAGCUUCCAAUAUGGAAUAUAUGAUGUGGGACACAGAACUGGAGAGAUCUGCAGAGUCGUGGGCUGAAACCUGUCUAUGGGAGCAUGGGCCUGCAAGCCUUCUUCCAUCAAUUGGACAGAAUUUGGGGGCACACUGGGGAAGGUACAGACCUCCAACAUUUCAUGUCCAAGCAUGGUAUGAUGAAGUGAGAGAUUUCACGUAUCCCCAUCCUCAUGAAUGCAACCCUUAUUGUCCUUACAAAUGCUCUGGUCCUGUUUGUACACAUUACACGCAGGUUGUUUGGGCUACAAGUAGCAGAAUCGGUUGUGCAAUUAAUUUGUGUCAUAACAUGAAUAUCUGGGGGCAGAUUUGGCCAAAAGCAGUCUAUCUUGUAUGCAAUUAUUCUCCUAAGGGUAACUGGUGGGGUCAUGCUCCUUAUAAACCUGGCCGCCCUUGUUCCGCAUGUCCCCCUAGUUUCGGAGGAGGUUGCAGAGAAAAUCUUUGUUACAGAGAGGAUUCGGAAAGGCCUUAUUCUCCCCACGAACCAGAAGAGGAAACCAAUGAGAUUGAACGGCAGCGAUCCAAAGCCCAGGAUGCAACGGUGCAAAGCCGGCCAAGAACUCAUUCCCCUUCAGGCUCCACAGGCACUGAUGACAGUGAGAAAAAUGAAGUAAUAAGCACACAGCAAAUGUCUCAGAUUGUGUCAUGUGAAGUAAGGCUAAGAGAUCAGUGCAAAGGAACAACUUGCAAUAGGUAUGAAUGUCCUGCUGGCUGUUUGGAUAGCAAAGCCAAAGUUAUUGGAAGUGUACACUAUGAAAUGCAAUCCAGUAUUUGCAAAGCUGCCAUACAUUAUGGCAUCCUAGACAAUGAAGGUGGUUGGGUUGAUGUCACUAGGCAAGGAAGGAAAAAUUACUUUAUCAAGUCUUACAGAAAUGGCAUUCAGUCAAUUGGAAAAUAUCAGUCUGCUAACUCCUUCACUGUCUCUAAAGUAACAGUUCAAGCUGUCACCUGUGAAACAACAGUGGAACAACUGUGCCCAUUUCAAAAACCAGCCUCACACUGUCCAAGGGUGUACUGCCCUCACAACUGUAUGCAGGCAAAUCCACACUAUGCUCGAGUAAUUGGAACACGAAUUUAUUCUGAUAUAUCCAGUAUCUGCCGGGCAGCAGUACACGCUGGUGUAGUCCGCAACCAGGGCGGUUAUGUUGAUGUUAUGCCAGUAGACAAAAGAAAGGUGUACAUUGCGUCCUUUCAAAAUGGGAUCUAUUCAGAAAGUUUACAGAAUCCUCCAGGAAGCAAGGCGUUCAGAGUAUUUGCUGUUGUUUGAGUCUAGCAAGUAAAAUGUAAAACAGGCAAGUGAAACCAGAGCACUUGGACGAGAAUAAUAAAUAAGCCCAUUUCUUAUCAUUCCUAAAAUUUGUAUAAAGCUGUAACAUUAUUGUACAGAAGAUGUAUACUGCUUUCCACCAAAAAGUUUAAAUUACACAUAUAUCUUAAUAAAAAAAUCUGUAAAAGUAAACAUGGGAGAAAAAUUCACUUGAAAAUCUAUAAUGAUAUAUAACAAUAUUUUGAAUCCUGUGUUAAAUAUUGCUAUAUUUUCUUAGCAGUUACUCCUAUACAGUUAAUUCAAAGCUCAUAAAUGUUCUUUGUUUUCUUCAUCUGAAUAUAUUAUUGUAUGGUACUUUAUGUAUGCCACUAACAGUAACCUUAAAACUAUACCAUAGGGAGGCCUGAGGUUUUAUUUCCAAUGUACAUAAAAGAAGCCAUCCCAAUAAUUCAAUAUAGUAAAUCAUGCCUUAAAGUAAAAUAAAAAUAUAUAUAACUUUUUAAUGAUUUACAGUAGCAUUAGCCAUGCAAGCAUAAAUGAGGAGCUAGACUGUUUUCAAUUUCAUACUAAUCAUAACAAGUACAAAUACUUGUUUUGAAAUAAA